Messenger RNA from Acanthosepion pharaonis, 627 nucleotides. NCBI's taxonomy places the organism in Eukaryota, Metazoa, Mollusca, Cephalopoda, Sepiida, Sepiidae. The record is from the annotation of a GenBank genome assembly.
AUGAAUUGGAUGGGCAAGCAUCACGCUUUCAUUAUGACCGGGUCAUUUGAUCUCAUUGCUCGAGUUUAUCUAUCUAUCUAUCUAUCUAUCUAUCUAUCUAUCUAUCUAUCUCUAAGCGUACAUAAAAUAUUUUCAUCACACUCUCGUAUAUCUAUCUAUCUAUCUAUCUAUCUAUUUUCGCUUGCUCAUAUCCGACAAUCCGAUGAAGGUCUUACGGCCGUGCACGAUGGUGUCCGGCGUGAAGUCGCAGUUCUUUUCCAUAAACGACUCGUUCCUCGUGAAGUGGUCCUUGUUGAGGCACGUGAACGAGUAGUCGACGCGACACACGAGACCAGACGACGGUGUCAACAACUUCAGUAUAUUUAUCUUUCUAUCUUAACCUGUUUCUAUCUAUCUAUCUAUCUAUCUAUCUAUCUAUCUAUCUAUCUAUCUAUCUAUCUAUCUAUCUCCGAUUACUACUUUCUAAAUAUUUAUCUUACGUUGAUUCAUAUGAUCUCUCAAUCUUCUUCUCUCUUUAUAUAUAUAUGCUUCAAUGCACGUGCUCACAUACAUGUAUACACGCACACACGCACUCCACAUCUAUCUAUCUAUCUAUCUAUCUAUCUAUCUAUCUAUCUAUCUAUCUGA